Vigna unguiculata (cowpea) is the source of this 2158-nucleotide messenger RNA. The record is from RefSeq and is a predicted model, not a curated record. NCBI's taxonomy places the organism in Eukaryota, Viridiplantae, Streptophyta, Magnoliopsida, Fabales, Fabaceae.
CGUUUUAGCCACUUCCUUUGCAACCAUGCCGGUCCUAGAAACACUUGGUGGUGCUCUUUUUGGUGCUGUUCUUCAGGUGCUAUUUGACAAGCUGGAUUCUCAUCAUGUUCUGAACUACUUUCGUGGGAGAAAUCUGGACGAGAAGCUGCUGAAGAAGUUGAAGAGGAAGCUGAUGGACAUCAAUGCUGUGAUUGAUGAUGCAGAACAAAAGCAGUUCAGUAACUCAUUGGUCAAAGAAUGGCUUGAUGAGGUCAGAGACACGUUGUAUGAUGCAGAGGACAUAUUGGAUGAAAUAGACUAUGAAUUCUCCAAAACUGUGUUGGAAGCUGAAUCCCAGACCAGUUCUAGCAAGGUACGCAGUCUUGAGUCCAAGAUGAUAGAAGUCUUGGAUGAUCUAGAAUCUCUCUCAAACCAAAAGGUUGUUCAAGAUUUCAAAAUUUCUAGUAGUGUUAGACCUGGGUUGGAUAAUAAAGUGUCGGAGAAAAAAGUUGAAUCAACAUCGUUGGUGGCCGAAGAGGUUAUUUAUGGUAGAGAUGAGGACAAAGAAAUGAUCCUUAGUUUGUUGACAUCUGACACCAAUGAUAAUAAGCUAUCAAUACUUUCUAUUGUGGGUAUGGGCGGGGUGGGUAAGACCACACUUGCUCAACAUUUAUACAAUAACCCAAAGACCAAUGAAGCUAAAUUUGAUGAAAAAGCUUGGGUCUGUGUUUCUGAUGUAUUUGAUGUUUUGACGGUAUCAAAAGCAGUUUUUGGGGCGUUCACUAACUCAAGAGAUGAUAGUCAAGGCCUAGAAAUGGUUCAUAGAAAAUUGAAAGAGAGAUUGUCAGGAAGGAAGUUUCUUCUGGUUCUUGAUGAUGUUUGGAACGAAGACCGAAACCAAUGGAAAGCAUUACAAACUCCUCUUAUGUGUGGAGCUAAGGGAAGUAAAAUUCUGGUCACGACACGCAGUAGCAAAGUUGCUUCUAUCAUGCAGUCAAGCUACAUACACCAACUAAAGCAAUUACGUAAAGAUCACAGUUGGCAAGUUUUGGCAAAACAUGCAUUCCAAGACGAAAACUCAAAGAUUAAUUCUGAGUUGGAGGAGAUUGGCAUGAAGAUUGUUGAAAAGUGCAAGGGAUUGCCUCUGGCCCUCGAAACGUUGGGAUGUCUCUUACACACAAAGUCAUCUGUCUCAGAGUGGGAAAGUGUAUUGAGAAGCGAGAUAUGGGACAUACCGACAGAAGAUAGUCAGAUCAUCCCCGCUUUGUUGUUGAGCUAUUACCAUCUUCCUUCUCAUCUCAAGAGAUGUUUUUCUUAUUGUGCGUUAUUCCCCAAAGACUAUGAGUUUGACAAGAAGAGCCUAAUUCUCUUGUGGAUGGCUGAAAACUUUCUACAAUGCUCUAAACAUAGUAAGUCUCCAGAAGAAGUAGGUGAACAGUACUUCAAUGAUCUAUUAUCAAGGUCAUUCUUUCAACAGAUAGUCACUUACAACAAAAUCUAUUUUGUUAUGCACGACCUUCUCAAUGAUUUAGCAAAAUAUGUUUUUGGUGAAAUCUGCCAUAGGUUGGGUGUUGAUAGAGUAGAAAAAGUAUCUAAGAAAACUCGUCACUUGUCAACUAUAAUCGAUCCUGUUCAAUAUUAUACGAGUUUACGUAAUGCCGAAGGGUUACGGACUUUUAUAUUCAUUGAUGUGGACCGUGAGAUGUCAAUACAACGUGAGAUGUCAAUACAAGAGUUGAUCUCAAACUUGAAGUUCUUACGGCUCUUAUCAUUGUCUUCGUGUUACAACAUAGAAGAGGUGCCUGACAGUAUAGGAAAUCUUAUACAUCUCCGUUUACUAGACCUUUCAAAUACACCCAUAAAGAGACUUCCUAAGCCAGUGAGUUCACUCUGUAACUUGCUAGUGUUGAGGUUGAACCAUUGUUACGAUUUGAAGGAGUUGCCCUCGACUUUGCAUGAACUCACCAAUUUGCGCUGCCUUGAACUUUUGGGAACUACUUUAAGAAAGGCUCCAGUGCUUUUAGGAAAACUGAAGAAUCUACAGGUAUGGAUGAAAGAGUUUGAGUUCAGUAUUCGACAUCUGGGAGAACUUGAUCUUCACGGACAGCUGUCAAUUCAAAAUCUUGAAAAUAUUGUGAAUCCCUGUGAUAUAUUGGCAGCAGAAAACUCAAAGCUGUAA